UUUUAGAACCCUUUGUACAAAACUACGUUUCCCUGGGUCCUUUGCGUCCUACAGUUUGACAACUAGCCAAUCGAGGGCUUGACAGCUUGUCACGUGACAGAGAGUGAGUUCCUUCUGUGGCUUGAGGGAAACAGGUCGACAUUUAGCCACUGAAAAAUCGAAGUUGGCGGCCUGUGGAAGCUCCUCCCUGAGCGAUGGCCUCACCCGUCUCAGUCUACUCCAACACUCGGGACCCUCAGAUCCGCACUGUCUAAUUAAUGAAGUUUCAAUAACAAGGAUUCACUUCCUGUUCAUAGACGGCCAGAGACUCUCUGAAGAUGGACUUGUUAGCAAAUGUGUCUCUGCUGCCUGGAGAGGAGAGGAUCAUAGAUAAAGAUGUCAUUUACAUCUGUCCCUUUAACGGAGCUGUCAAAGGCAAAGUGCUGAUCACCAACUACAGACUUUACUUCAACAGCGUGGAUCUUGAUGUUCUGGUGUCACUCGAUGUUCCGCUGGGGGCCAUCAGUCGAGUGGAGAAGAUGGGCGGGGCUUCAAGCAGAGGAGAAAACUCCUAUGGCUUAGAUAUCACCUGCAAGGACAUGAGGAACCUGAGGUUUGCCUUGAAGCAGGAGGGCCACAGCAGAAGAGAUCUCUUCGAGCUGCUCUUCAGAUAUGCUUUCCCUCUGUCGCAUGGCUCGCCUUUGUUUGCGUAUUUGAAUCAGGAAAAGUUCCCUGAGAACGGCUGGAGCAUCUACAAACCUGUGGAGGAGUUCAGGCGUCAGGGCUUACCUAAUAACAAAUGGCGCAUCACCUUCAUCAAUAAGAACUAUGAGCUGUGCGACACGUACCCCACCGUGCUGGCUGUGCCGUUCAAAAGCACAGAGGAGGACCUGAAGAGAGUGGCCACCUUCCGCUCCAGAGGUCGCAUACCGGUUCUGUCAUGGAUUCACCGGGAGAACAAAGCGGUGAUCGUCCGCUGCAGUCAGCCCCUGGUUGGGAUGUCUGGCAAAAGGAAUAAAGAUGACGAGCGCUACCUGGACCUGAUCCGAGAGGCCAAUGACACCACAAAGCUCACCAUAUACGACGCCCGGCCCAGCGUCAAUGCUGUGGCCAACAAGGCCACUGGGGGGGGCUACGAAGGGGACGAAUACCAAAACGCAGAGCUGGUCUUCCUGGACAUCCAGAAUAUCCACGUCAUGAGGGAGUCCCUGAAGAAGCUGAAAGACAUCGUCUACCCCACUGUGGAGGAAUCCCACUGGCUGUCCAGCCUGGAGUCCACACACUGGCUGGAGCACAUCAAGCUGGUGCUGUCCGGAGCGAUCCAGGUGGCAGACAAGGUGUCCGGUGGGCACUCGGUGGUGGUCCACUGCAGCGACGGCUGGGACCGAACGGCUCAGCUCACGUCGCUGGCCAUGCUCAUGCUGGACAGCCACUUCCGCACCCUGAGAGGCUUACAGGUUUUGAUUGAGAAGGAAUGGAUCAGCUUCGGCCACAAGUUUGCCUCGAGGAUAGGUCACGGGGACAAGAACCACACGGAUCAGGACCGAUCCCCCAUCUUCGUCCAGUUCAUUGACUGUGUGUGGCAGAUGACCAAACAGUUUCCCACAGCCUUUGAGUUCAAUGAGAACCUCCUGCUGACCAUCCUGGAUCAUCUCUACAGCUGUCGCUUUGGCACUUUCCUCUACAACUGUGAGAGCGCACGAGACCAGAACGAGGUGAGGACGAAGACGCUCUCGCUGUGGUCCCUGGUCAACAGCAAGAUGGAGAUUUAUCUGAACCCCUUCUACACCCCGGAGUCUGGACGGGUCCUCUACCCUGUUGCCAGCAUGCGCCACCUAGAGCUGUGGGUGACUUACUACAUCCGCUGGAACCCCCGCAUACAGCACCAGCAGCAGAGUCCGGUGGAGCAGCGCUACAGGGAGCUUCUGGCCCUCAGAGACGAGUACUUAAAGAAGCUGGAGCAGCUGCAGAUGUCAGACUCCUCCUCCACCUCCUCUGACCUGGCUAACAGCUCCGCCCCCAACGCCUCCUCCUCCACGCCUCCCAAGAAGUACCUUCGCACGCCGCUCUGAGGAGCGCCACGGAAACCAUCAGUUCUCUUUGGCUUGCACUUAAGUCCUCUUCACUUUAAUAACGCUUCACACACACACACACACACACACACACACUUCAGUCACAUUGUGAGGACCCGACAGUCUAACAAAGAAAGCUAAUCCAGUUUUGAUUGUGAGCGUUGUGGUGAAGAGGGGAAUUUAUGCAAUAUGUCACAGUACAGCCUUGUCUCAAUAAUCCCAGCCGUCGCACGGCCAAGCCUGAGAGAAACUCCACGGCUUCCGGUCCAAGGGCUCGAACGUGCCGGACACACACACCUUUCUGUCCGCCACUCAGAAGUCGCCUCCACAUUUGACCCGGCUUUUCGUACUCAGGUUUCCUUAAAGCUAUUGGAGUUUCUAACUGCAGUCUGAGGAUGAUCUGCCUUCAGCCCCCCCUCCCCCGACGCGUGGCAUCACGCCGGGGCCGUCUCUGUCCGCCCCAAACGUCCGUCUGGACCGGAGGCGUGUGCUGAUGAGUGGUGGAUGCUGGUGUCUGAUAUGGGCUCUGAAGCCCUGCAUGAAGGAGGCGACCCGGCCUGAACCAGCAUCCCUUUAGCAGACGCUCCUGAGCUCCGAGCACGUGUGCCUUUUCCUGUCCCCCUCGUGUUCCUCUCACCUUCAGUCAGCAAAUAUGACCUUUAACUUGUAUUUAUUAGUUAUCACAGGACUUCAGAUGACAGAGAAAAGCCCUUUAAGGAGUUUCUGCAGGAGAUUAAUGACAUAUUUUAGACAUUAAGGCUUAAUUUAAGUAAAUCUCAAAAAGAUUCCGAGCAUAGCAGAGAUAAAGCAGAUGUCUGAAUGUUUGGGUUGAACUCAGAGUGGUGCUCCACCAAACAGUGACCAGAAACAGGAGGAAGAGCGUCCAGAGGCCCAAGACGCCACCUCUGGAAGCGCUUCUGGACGUCAGAUCCCAGAGUCCCAGCCGGCCGCGUCCGACACGUCUGCGGCCCGCCGUCUGGUCUCAGAACCUCGCUUUUCCCUCACAGAACUUUGGCUCCUCCAGAGCCGCCUUCAGCUCUCAAACAAGCAGCUUCCCGGGUCAGAAGGGGCGUGGCUCUGAGUUCAGAUCAUGUACUGUAUGAACCAGGUGUAACCAGUCAUUAGAACAAAGUGCUUCAGGUCAUGUCCAGAACUGUGCCUUGAUUCCUGUGAGGAUCGCCUUCACCUCUGCAGAGAGACCCCACCCUCCCCCCCAGCCUUCACGGCUGGUGUCAGAAGAGAACAAAAACACCCUAGCGCCCUGGAUUUGGGAAAGGUGGGCUUCCAUCUGUGGCUCUGGGUGCGAGGAAGGGCAUUUUUCCAGAAAUUCACCUGCUGACCAGGUGCUGGCAGGUGGAGGGUGUGGUCUCACUGGGGGGUGGGCGGAGCCACAGGUGGUGGAGUGGCAGCAGCAUUCGUGUAUGUGCGCGCGUUGGGUUUUUUGGAAGUCUGUUGUUGUUUUGUACAAACACCAUGAUGUGUUUACCUCAAUCAAAACCUAUUUUACUGUUGAAAGCUCUAUUGUUGUACAAUACAGGUAUUUUGUGUAGUGUAAAUCUGACUGUUUUAUAAAAAGGGAGCUCAUUUUGGCUGAGUCAUGGUUGGGAGAAACUACCUGGAGUGGAUGAGUGUUUUUUCAUUCAGCUCUUCUGCAGUGACGACUAGAACUCACUGUUCCAUUCAGUCUGAUGUAAUAAUGAGGGAGGGGCUUAUACUGCGAGGCAUUAUGUCAUAUUUAGUCUGCUUUGUGAUUAAUACACAUGAAAUGUGUUUGAAUCUUUUGGACUUCAGCCAACCUGAAUACAUCAUCAAUGUAUUUGUGGGAAGUUUGUUUUAGGCUCCUUUUCUGUAAAUAUUACUGAUUAAAUUAAUUUAAGGAUUUCAAAAA
Messenger RNA from Oryzias latipes (Japanese medaka), 3939 nucleotides. It is a transcript of the gene mtm1, whose product is annotated as myotubularin 1. Gene Ontology annotation, molecular function: phosphatidylinositol-3,5-bisphosphate 3-phosphatase activity; phosphatidylinositol-3-phosphate phosphatase activity. The record is from RefSeq and is a predicted model, not a curated record. Gene Ontology annotation, cellular component: membrane; cytoplasm. Gene Ontology annotation, biological process: negative regulation of autophagosome assembly; muscle cell cellular homeostasis; mitochondrion distribution. NCBI's taxonomy places the organism in Eukaryota, Metazoa, Chordata, Actinopteri, Beloniformes, Adrianichthyidae.